AUGAGCAUUUUCCACAGGCUAGGACAACAUUGUGUCUUAGAGUAUUUUGACCCGUUGGUUGUUUGGAGUAUAAUAUUCCACUGUUGUUCGACCUUACAAGGUUCAACCUGGUUCAACGACGUUCCGAUCCUAGUCGGCUGCGCUAAAAUGCGAACAAAAGACGAACAGAAGUCAACCACCCGGGGCCAGACAGUGGAUGGAGAAUUUCCAAUCCAAAUAGGGGUGGCUGCGGGUGGAAGACUGGUCCAGACCCUACGAGGCAUGUCUGGCAGAGAAGGUGGCAAGAAAAAACCACUUAAGGCUCCUAAGAAAGACUCAAAGGACCUUGAUGAGGAAGAUUUGGCUCACAAACAAAAACAGAAAGAACUACAAAAAGCAUUGCAAGAUGCAAAAGCCAAGGCAUCCCAAAAGGGACCUAUGGUUGGUGGAGGCAUCAAGAAAUCAGGAAAGAAAUGAUAGGACAGAAAGUGUAAUAACAAUUUUGUUUAUUAAUGGACCUUAACUUAUUAUGAAUAUUUGGAUGAAACUAAAUACAUUCUUUUGCAAAUAGUUUUAUAUCACUUAUGUUCCAUACAAGAACAUAAUAAAUUUCAUAUUUUUGA
Messenger RNA from Phaedon cochleariae (mustard beetle), 602 nucleotides. Lineage: Eukaryota; Metazoa; Arthropoda; Insecta; Coleoptera; Chrysomelidae. The record is from the annotation of a GenBank genome assembly.